AUGGCGAGAGAAAACCCUUCAACCCUAAUUCUUGGAGAUUCUAGAUCUAGGGCGAAGGAGAAGUGUUCCAUAAGUUUAGCGAAGAUCAAAUCCAAACCUUCCGGUGGCUCAGCCCUUGAGCCAACCAAGAAACAAAGCCAAGAACAAAACUCACCAAGUUUACGCCGUUGGGGCUCGUCCUCCGGUAAACCAGGGAGGCAAAAUUGCCUAUGUUCUCCAACGACACACGCUGGUUCUUUCAGGUGCAGACACCACCGUGCUAAUACCUUGACUCGUGUCGUGUCUAUCGGGUCGAAUCUCUCUGUUAUAUUGUCUUCCAAGUCGAGCCAGUUUAGUGACUCCCUCAAGGCUCAGUAAACCGCUUUAGCGGAUGUGUUCGGUAUAUAAUAAGAAGUGUCGGUUUUGUGAUUAUUUCUACUGACAUUGAUCAAAAUUGUAUACCAAAACCGAUUGAGAAGAAAAGGUAUAUGAAAUCGAUUGUAAUU
Eruca vesicaria subsp. sativa (arugula) is the source of this 485-nucleotide messenger RNA. The record is from the annotation of a GenBank genome assembly. NCBI's taxonomy places the organism in Eukaryota, Viridiplantae, Streptophyta, Magnoliopsida, Brassicales, Brassicaceae.